CUUAUUUUCCCUUUCGGACCCCCAUUUUCUUCUUUAUAAACACUCGUUCACUUUUCUCCUCAACUCGUGUUCUUUCUAUUGGCAAAAAAAACAUUCUUUUCUUUGGUUCCAAGGCCUGUCACUUUGUUCAUUUCAGAAAUAACCAAGGGGAAAUCAAACAUGACCCAUUAUUCCCUGAGAUGUUUAUAUGCAUAAAGCUGGAGGACUUGCAAAAGAGGGGCCCUAACCCAUGUUUAGAACCCUAGCCUAUGUGUUAGGGUUUGAUGGCAGUGUUUGUUUUAUCAGGAAGAUGCAAUGGUCAUGAUUUUGUCAACAGAAAAAUCAUUUUAGUCGUAUGAAUCUGGAAAGGAAGUGUUGUUUUCUUAUAGUGACAUUUCUCUGCUGUCCUCUUUCAGUUGUUCCCCAUUAACUGACCAGUGGUUAUAUUCUCUUGUUUACAUUGUUCUAUAAGUUUGCAGACUUGGAUUGCUGGUCUCUAGGUCUUAUUAUGCUAUAUGAUCUGGAAAACCUCGAGAUUAGUUCCAUUACUUCAUUAUGCAAGGGGAUACGGAUACGUCAUGGGUCAGUCAUUCUCUUGACAGCAUCGUAAGAAACAUUGGUGUGUUUAAUUCAUAUUCAGAGCUAAGUGAUGAAGAGAACAAUGAAAGUACAACUGUUUCGGUGGAUUUAAUCUUGCCUGAUGACUUGUUAGAACUAAUCCUGGCUUAUCUUCCUGUUGCAAGCAUCAUUAGAGUGGGUUGUGUGUGCAAAAGAUGGCAUGAAAUUGUUAGUUCAAUGAGGUUUUUGAAGAGCCUCACGCACACUGUGCCCCAAAAACCUUGGUAUUUUAUGUUCACAAGCUCGGAUGAGCCAAUUGGUCAUGCCUUCGACCCCCUUCUUCGGAAGUGGUAUAGCAUACCACUUCCCUGCAUCGAGACAUCCAGUUGGUUCAUUGCUUCUUCAUGUGGAUUGGUUUGUUUCAUGGAUAAUGAUAGUAGAAGUGAGCUAUAUGUAUGCAACCCAAUCACUAAAUACUACCGGGAAAUUGAGGAACCUCCAGGUGUGAAAUUUUGUGAUUACAGUGCAUUGGCAAUCUCAGUUAAGAAGGCAUCUUAUUGUUACAAUGUGUCAGUUGUGAAAUCUGUACAAGUCCAGGGAAAUUUUUUUGAGUGGGAAGUAUCCAUUCACGUUUACGAAUCUGAAACAAUGACUUGGGCAACCCCUUUGGUAGAGGUUUUAACUGGUUGGAGAGGGGGUGAUGAGAGUGUGAUUUGCAAUGGGGUCUUGUUCUUCCUGAUAUACUCGACUGGUGGUGGCAUGCCAGAGAACCGUCACGGAUUAGUAGCUUAUAAUUUAUCUGGUCGGUUGUCCCAUGGCUCGUUGAUGAGGGGGUUUAUACCAAUGCCAUGUCCUCUUACUUGCGGCCGUCUUAUGAACCUAAAGGACAAGUUGGUAAUGGUUGGAGGCAUAGGGAAACACGACCGACCUGGUAUAAUUAAGGGCAUUGGUAUUUGGCUUCUGAAUGGUAAAGUCUGGCAAGAGAUUUCUCGCAUGCCCCACAAGUUUUUUCAAGGAUUUGGUGAGUUUGAUGAUGUUUUUGCUAGCAGUGGUACAGGUGACCUCAUAUACAUCCAGAGUUAUGGAUCUCCUGCUCUCCUUGUGUUCGACUUUAACCAGAAGCAAUGGAAGUGGUCUCAAAAAUGUCCAGUUACAAAGAGGUUUCCCCUUCAGCUCUUUACUGGAUUUAGCUUCGAGCCUAGACUUGAAAUAUUCCCGUGACCUACUAUGAAUUUGAAGCAGUGUCACUGGAGAACUUAUAGAGAAUUUUAGCCUUCUGUCCUUCACUUUUGGUUUGGCUAUCAUAUUUAGCCUCUAAAUUAUCUCAGAGAACUAUAGAAACUGUAUUAGCCAAAUGAGGCUGCUUUUUAUAAUGCAAAAAUGGGAUUAUUUUUUCUUUUA
Messenger RNA from Daucus carota subsp. sativus, 1938 nucleotides. Its product is annotated as F-box/kelch-repeat protein At3g61590. The record is from RefSeq and is a predicted model, not a curated record. Gene Ontology annotation, molecular function: protein binding. The transcript has 5 exons. Lineage: Eukaryota; Viridiplantae; Streptophyta; Magnoliopsida; Apiales; Apiaceae. Bases 535 to 1758 code for a protein of 407 amino acids.